AUGUUCCAACGUGAUCCUCGAGCUGGCGCGUUUCUCGGUGGUGACCGCGUGUCAGGGCAAGAUAUACGGGAUCAGAAUGUGACCGCGGCCUUGGCCAUCGCAAACAUCGUCAAAAGCUCUUUGGGUCCACUCGGGCUCGAUAAAAUGCUCGUUGACAACAUCGGAGAAGUGACCAUCUCGAAUGAUGGCGCAACUAUCCUGUCUCUUCUGUCUGUGGAGCACCCAGCUGGAAAGAUCUUCGUCGAUCUCGCGCAAAAGCAGGACAAGGAAGUCGGAGACGGUACAACAUCUGUGGUCAUCAUUGCAUCUGAGCUUCUUCGACGCGCGAACGAACUCGUAAAAGCGAAAAUACACCCGACAACGAUCAUCACAGGCUACAGACUUGCUUGCAAAGAGGCUGUCAAGUUCAUGCAGGAUCAACUCAGCAUCAAAGUGGAUUCUCUCGGUCGUGAUGCACUUGUAAAUGCUGCCAAAACUAGCAUGUCUAGCAAGAUUAUCGGAAAUGAUGAUGAUCUAUUUGCCCCUAUGGCUGUGGACGCCAUGCUUGCUGUCAAGACUAUCAACUUGCGCGGUGACAUCAAAUAUCCAGUCAAGGCUGUCAACGUGCUCAAGGCUCAUGGGAAAAGCGCUAGAGAAUCCUUGUAUGUCCAAGGUUAUGCACUAAACUGCACAGUCGCCAGUCAAGCGAUGAAAAAACGCGUAACCAAUGCAAAAAUUGCGUGUUUGGACAUAAAUCUUCAAAAAGCCCGCAUGCAGCUUGGUGUGCAGAUAUUGGUCGAAGAUCCAAACCAGCUGGAGGAGAUUAGGAAGCGUGAAGCCGAAAUUACACUAGAACGAAUUCGCAAAAUCUUAGCAUCAGGAGCAAACGUUGUUCUGACCACAAAGGGCAUUGACGACUUGUGUCUAAAAGAGUUUGUAGAAGCUGGCGCAAUGGCAGUUAGAAGGUGCAGAAAGGAAGACCUUCGACGCAUCGCAAAGGCAACAGGUGGCACGCUCAUCUCGAGUCUCGCGAACUUGGAAGGUGAGGAGACAUACGAGGCCAGCUACCUUGGUUCGGCAGACGAAGUUGUCCAGGAGCGCAUCUCCGACGACGAAUUGAUCCUCAUCAAGGGCACCAAGGUGGUCAACUCUGCAUCUAUUGUUCUGCGUGGGGCGAAUGAUUACAUGCUAGACGAGAUGGAGAGAGCAUUGCAUGACACUCUUUCUGUCAUUAAGCGUACUUUAGAGAGUGGUGCUGUUGUUCCUGGAGGUGGUGCGGUUGAGUCUGCACUCAGCAUUUACUUGGAAAACUUUGCAACAACCUUAGGAUCGCGAGAACAGCUGGCAAUCGCCGAAUUCGCUGCAGCUCUGCUUUCAAUCCCGAAGCAGCUUGCUGUUAACGCUGCGAAGGAUUCCACCGAUCUUGUUGCAAAACUACGUGCUUACCAUCACGCCGCGCAGAACGCACCUGCAGGUGAUCCGAAAAAAGUGCUACUUCGGUAUGGCCUAGACCUUAUGAACGGAGAUGUCCGUGACAAUGUUGUGGCUGGUGUGCUGGAGCCAACGAUGAGUAAAGUCCGGAGUUUGAAGUCAGCGUAUGAGGCUGCCAUUUCACUCUUACGCAUCGAUGACGCUAUUCAGUGCGUACCGGAACCAAAGCCAGAAGCAGAUUCACAUGGCCAUUAA
This is a messenger RNA of Suillus bovinus, 1665 nucleotides long. RefSeq names its product chaperonin Cpn60/TCP-1 family. Gene Ontology annotation, cellular component: chaperonin-containing T-complex. The record is from RefSeq and is a predicted model, not a curated record. Gene Ontology annotation, biological process: protein folding. Gene Ontology annotation, molecular function: ATP-dependent protein folding chaperone; ATP hydrolysis activity; ATP binding. NCBI's taxonomy places the organism in Eukaryota, Fungi, Basidiomycota, Agaricomycetes, Boletales, Suillaceae. The transcript has 8 exons. Bases 1 to 1665 code for a protein of 554 amino acids.